This is a messenger RNA of Lampris incognitus (smalleye Pacific opah), 1575 nucleotides long. RefSeq names its product solute carrier family 2 member 15a (gene slc2a15a). NCBI's taxonomy places the organism in Eukaryota, Metazoa, Chordata, Actinopteri, Lampriformes, Lampridae. Gene Ontology annotation, biological process: monosaccharide transmembrane transport. The record is from RefSeq and is a predicted model, not a curated record. The coding region runs from base 1 to 1575 and encodes 524 amino acids. Gene Ontology annotation, molecular function: hexose transmembrane transporter activity. The transcript is spliced from 12 exons. Gene Ontology annotation, cellular component: membrane.
AUGGUAGCUCUGGCAGCUCAUGGCAUUUUAGUGACUCCUUCUGAUUCUUCGCACCUGACCACCUCUUUGUUGGCGGUAGCGUUACUCACCUCCUUUGGGAGUUCUAUGCUCUAUGGCUACAACCUGGCAGUGGUCAACUCCCCUGCAGUGUACAUUAAGGACUUCUAUAACAGGACGGCAGUCAGUCGUAAUGGCACCGGGCUGAACGGAGAGGCGCUGACCCUCAUGUAUUCGCUCACUGUGUCUGUCUUCGCCAUCGGAGGCCUAGUGGGGUCUCUUAUGGUUGGCGUGCUGGUAACUCGCUUUGGCAGGAAAGGCACAGUGGUGAACACAACAGUGCUGGUGUUCAUUGCUGGUACACUCAUGGGCUUCAGCAGGAUCUGUGGCUCACCUGAGAUGGUUAUCUUCGGCCGCUUUGUCACAGGCAUCCACUCAGGUAUCUCUCUGAGUGUGGUGCCGAUGUACUUGGGGGAGAUUGCUCCUAAGAACCUGCGAGGCUUCUUGGGCCUCAUGCCCAGCAUCUUCAUCUGCAUCGGGGUUUUCACUGCGCAGAUCCUCGGCCUGCAUGAGCUUCUAGGAAAGGAGGAGCACUGGCCCCUGUUCCUGUCCGUGGUGGUUGUCCCCACCUUCAUCCAGAUGAUGCUGUUGCCGUGGUUUCCGGAGAGCCCCAGGUACCUGCUGAUUGAGAAGCACAACGUCCACGCCACCAUCACAGCCUUGAAGUGGUACAGGGCCAAGUGUGACAUCCAAGCGGAGAUUGAGGAGAUGCAGGAGGAGCAGCGCUCCCUGUCGUCGAUGGAGACGGUGUCGGUGUGGCGCCUGUUACUAGAUGACACGGUCCGUUGGCAGGUGUUCAGCGUGGUCGUCAUCAACAUCGGCAUGCAGCUGUCCGGCAUUGAUGCUAUCUGGUUCUACACAAAUGACAUCUUUGAAAAUGCAGGCAUACCAGCACCAGAGAUCCAGUAUACCACGGUUGGCACAGGAGCUAUAGAAAUCGUCGCAGGACUUAUUGGGUGUUUCACCAUAGAGAAGCUGGGCAGGAGGCCCCUCAUCAUCGGGGGCUUCGCCAUCAUGGGCGUCUGCUGUGCUGGCAUCACACUAGCACUCAUUUUGCAGGCUCACUUAUCAUUUAUGCGCUACGUCAGUGUGGGCUGCGUGGUCGGCAUCAUCGCUGGCUUCUGCAUCGGUCCAGCCGGCGUUCCCUUCCUGAUGACUGCUGAGCUGUUUAAACAGUCCCACCGGUCAGCAGCUUACACUGUUGGCGGAUCACUCAACUGGAUGUCCAACUUCACCGUGGGUUUCGUCUUCCCAUUUCUCCAGAUGUCAGCAGGAUCCUACUGCUAUCUGGUGUUUGCCAGCGUGUGUCUUUCGGUGGCCAUCUACGUCUACUUCAUAAUCCCCGAGACCAAAAACAAGACAUUUGUGGAGAUCAGCUGCAUGUUUGCCAAAAAGGAGGCCAUCCCAGAGACGCAGGGCCUGGGUCAGGUGGACCAGCUCAAGCUGAGGAAGAUGAACGGCUAUGGCACACUAGAGCACGGCUCGCUGGAGUUCGACAGCUCAUCCUCUGUCCCCUGA